GCAAAACACAAGUUGCAUGUUGAAAGUAUUCGUAACACACGCACACCCAAGCCCAUACACUGACCACAAAAUACAAACAUAUUAGUAUAUAUGUAUACAUAUUUAUGCAUUUUUAUCGACCGUUCUUAUCAUCGAUAAAGAGCAAUUGUUCUAUAUAUGUAAUAGAAGAUGCUGGCAAAACUCCAAGUUCAUCUGAGGUGCAGCAACUCCGGGCUCAGUUAGUCGAGUUUCAGACAAAAUCUAUGUGCGAGCUGGACCUCAGAGACUCGGGCAAGGAUCUAUUAAGACUGGGGCACCCACAGAGUCCGACACGUACAAUCAUGCGACACAUCCAGCGCGGAGAACUCUGUGACAUUACGGUCAGGGUGCAUGGACGAGAGUUUCUGUGCCACAACAUUGUGCUCUUCAUUUACUCUAAACGCAUGCAGCGUCAUGUGGGCAAAAUUAUGGCCACCACCGAUUCGCCAAACAUAACGGCACGAGGAUUUGGACUGCUCUACACUUGGAUGAUAACAGAUGGGGCUACUCUUCAUGCUGGGGAUGUCAUUGAAACCAUGCAGGCUGCGCUAUUCAUGGAGGUUCACCCGCUUUUGGAGCAAUGCUGGAACGUGCUGGACAGUCGGCUCUUUAAUGAGUUCUCGGCCUUUAGUGUGCUCUACGAGUCCCGACGAGCUCAUGAGCUGAUUGAGUUGCAUGAACUAAUGGCGAACCGCAUCUCAAAGGCCACGCUCAUGAUCUUUUCUAGUCGGGAGUUUUUGUGUCUUAGUGAGCUGCAGGUGUGCAACUUAUUGAAGUCAAAUAACUUGGCCGUUAAUGCGGAAAUGGAGGUACUAUUCGGCGCACUCAUCUGGCUAGAUCACAUGUGGCCACGGCGUCGCAGGAGCAUAAUGACUGUGAUGCAACACAUCCGAUUCGGCUACUUGGCACCCACCUUACUGUGCAAGUUCAAGACCAACGACGAGUAUAGGGUCGGGCCAUUCGCGCACAUACUGGGCGUGUUCAUAGACGCUAUUGAUGUAGCCCGACUUGUACAAGAUGCCCUCUUCUAUAGCAGCAUGGUCAUUACCAGUAAUAAUGAUCCGGUCUUUCUGGAGAAUAGCAUAAGAGGCGCGCAGCUACCUAUAGUGCCGCCAAGGCGGUGGAUAGUUGAUCGGCGGUGCAAAUAUCAUCGAAGAGUGUCUAGACUGUGUCCCAAUAUGCAUUAUGUCAGCAUUGAAGAUUUCUCCGAGUACCUAGGCCAACUUCAGACCUGUACCAGCGAUUUUGAUCGUCACAUGUCCUUUGGGGAUACUACUUCGGUGCCAGUGCCAGACUGGAAGACUCCAAAGCUAUUAAGCCAGUUUCAGCUGAACAAAGAACUGCUCGAUCUGCACGAGAAGCGGUACGGUUCCGGGACAAAGAACAAAAAGCGUGUGAGUAAGACGAAGCAUAUGAGGAAACAUGGCCACAGAAGGAAGAAUCGUCGGAAGAACACAGACAUUUUGCCAGCGGAAGAUAACAUAGAUUAUUGGGAGCAUACAUUAAGGACGGCAAAAAGUUGGAACACUGAUAGUCAAGUUAGCAGCGGUGAUGUAAUUAAUGUCCAUGGAUUAAUGGAAAUGCUGAAAUGUUCCCAAACUAACAAAAUAGCAGAAAAAAACAAACAGAAAUUUGGGCAAUGAGAAAGGCUGCCUUGCUCAUUAAGCUUCAGUUUAAACGAAAAGCUAUUCAGUACAAUAAAGAUAAAAGCAAUCCAAACAAUAAAAAA
Messenger RNA from Scaptodrosophila lebanonensis, 1747 nucleotides. Its product is annotated as kelch repeat and BTB domain-containing protein 8. The transcript is spliced from 3 exons. The record is from RefSeq and is a predicted model, not a curated record. Lineage: Eukaryota; Metazoa; Arthropoda; Insecta; Diptera; Drosophilidae. Gene Ontology annotation, molecular function: protein binding. The coding region runs from base 105 to 1661 and encodes 518 amino acids.